Rubroshorea leprosula is the source of this 1463-nucleotide messenger RNA. NCBI's taxonomy places the organism in Eukaryota, Viridiplantae, Streptophyta, Magnoliopsida, Malvales, Dipterocarpaceae. The record is from the annotation of a GenBank genome assembly.
ACUAAAAAACGGCUAAUUUUCUUUCAAAACAAUGGAAAAUCCAUAACAAGGCGGCUGCCCCUCUCCAGUUAUGCAAGCAGCUGCUGAUCAGAACGACAAUUCCACACCAAAGAAGAUGUCUUUAGUACCAGUACAAACUCCGGCGGAUGGACCACUCUUCGCGGAGGUCAACAUGGGUGCUGAGCCCUCUGCACCUACAGUCCGCGCCACCGUUGUUCAGGCCUCCACUAUCUUCUACGACACCCCUGCUACUCUAGAUAAGGCGGAGAGGUUGUUGGACGAAGCAGCCGGGCAUGGUUCCCAACUGGUGGUGUUUCCGGAAGCGUUUAUUGGGGGGUAUCCGCGUGGUUCGACUUUCGGAGUGACGAUCGGAAACCGAACUGCCAAGGGGAAGGAGGAAUUCCGCAAGUAUCAUGCUUCAGCCAUUGAGGUCCCUGGUCCUGAAGUGGACAGAUUGGCAGCCAUGGCGGGGAAGUAUAAGGUGUUUUUGGUAAUGGGGGUGAUAGAGAGAGAUGGGUAUACUCUGUAUUGCACAGUUCUGUUUUUUGAUUCUCAAGGUCAUUACCUGGGGAAGCACCGCAAGGUCAUGCCAACUGCUUUGGAGCGUGUGAUUUGGGGUUUUGGAGAUGGAUCUACAAUUCCAGUUUUUGACACUCCAAUUGGAAAAAUAGGUGCUGCUAUUUGCUGGGAGAAUAGAAUGCCUCUUCUGAGGACAGCCAUGUAUGCUAAAGGUGUUGAAAUAUAUUGUGCACCUACUGCUGAUUCCAGAAACAUAUGGCAAGCGUCAAUGACCCAUAUUGCUCUCGAGGGUGGAUGCUUUGUGUUGUCAGCCAACCAGUUCUGUCGCAGAAAGGAUUACCCACCUCCUCCAGAAUAUGUUUUCUCCGGGCAAGAGGAGGAGCUCACUCCAGAUUCUGUUGUCUGUGCUGGGGGCAGUGUCAUUAUAUCACCAUCUGGGACUGUUCUGGCAGGACCUAAUUAUGAUGGGGAGGCACUUAUAUCGGCAGAUCUAGAUCUUGGAGAAAUAGCACGGGCAAAAUUUGACUUUGAUGUGGUUGGCCAUUACUCAAGGCCAGAAGUGCUAAGCUUGGUGGUGAAGGACGACCCAACAAACCCAGUUACUUUUACAUCAGCAUCUGGGAAAGCUGAAGGAUCUCAAAAAUAACUGUCCUCCAGCACCUAGAUUCAUUUGAGAAAACAAAUAAUAACAAUCUGCUGUUCUCCACAUAAAUAAAUAGGUGGAUGCAACUCAUGCUAGACAUGCUCUUAAGUUCUUAACGCCUUCUUAGCACAACCUGUUGUAAACUAAUGGAAGUUAUUUUGAUGUGUGUUGCAUCACAAGAUGUGUUUUAGGUUAAAUUUUCAUUGAUAUCCUUCUGUCAUGUACAUGAACGUACUUCUGUUACAGUUACAUGUGUCAUAUCGUUUGCUUCUGGGUUAAUUUGACAGCCUAUCGUCUGGCU